GCUCUUUCCACCGGACGGGUUUUAGCGGCGCACACGCCGCGCAGCUCCUGUUUCCUUGGCAACAAGCGCUCACCUGUUGAUCAUCAAACGGCUCCCGUUGAUUUAAGCAGAACCAGAACCAGAACCUUCAGGAAGCAGGAACCGAACCGUUCUCUGGUACCGCCGCAGGAACCGGUCCACAUGGAGGAAGAACUUCUCGCUGUGUCAUGCUCCUCUGCAGCAGAAUCUGCCUUCGACGCUGUGAUUGGCUGCAUCCUGGAGAUCCUCAUGGAGGAGGACUUCCAGCACCUUCAGCAGAGCUUCAUGGACCAACACUACCUGGAGUUUGAUGACUCUGAUGAGAACAAGCUCAGCUACAUGUCGAUCUUCAGCGAAUACGUGGACCUGCUGGAGAAGCCUCUGGAGCGCUACCUGAUGAAGAGGAUCCCUGGAUUCAACAUGAACACCUUCACAGAGCUUCUCAUGCAGCACAGAGAAGAAGUCCCAGAUGUGGUCUUUGACAUGCUGCUGACCUUCACAGACUUCCUGGCCUUCAAGGAGAUGUUUGUAGAAUACAGAGCGGCUAAAGAGGGUGGAGGUUUGGACCUGAGUCCGGGUCUGGUGGUGACGCCUUUACGCCCUGGGGGCCCCGCCGGGCCCCGGGGCCACCGCUGAGCUCCAUCUCCUGCGUCUACAUCCUGGCUGACGUCUGUGGGUCCUAUGAUACGAACAUUUUAUAAACUUAGUCUGUGAGUCCUGAUCUGUAGAAUAAUCCUCACGUGUUUACGUAAUAAAUCAUUUUUAUUCUAA
Messenger RNA from Fundulus heteroclitus (mummichog), 789 nucleotides. It is a transcript of the gene arl2bp, whose product is annotated as ADP-ribosylation factor-like 2 binding protein. The transcript has 7 exons. Gene Ontology annotation, cellular component: mitochondrial intermembrane space. The record is from RefSeq and is a predicted model, not a curated record. Lineage: Eukaryota; Metazoa; Chordata; Actinopteri; Cyprinodontiformes; Fundulidae. The coding region runs from base 181 to 654 and encodes 157 amino acids. Gene Ontology annotation, biological process: maintenance of protein location in nucleus; positive regulation of tyrosine phosphorylation of STAT protein.